AUGAUUCCUUAUUUUUUACUUACUUUUAUUAUAGUUAAAUAUUCCUUUUCUGUAUAUGAUCCUAAAUUUUACAUACAUGAUAAGGAUUUUUCACUCAACACCAAUAGUUUGUUCAAUGAGUUAUGCUUAGAUACACCGAAGAAGAAUGUAGUUUGUAUAAUUCUGAAGCCAGAUAUCUUAAAUAACCUUAUAUGUUAUGAUAAAUGCUGUUUGAUGUGUGUCAAUAGACUCCAAAUGAACAAGUGUUACUAUUUAGAUACCCUAUCUCCUAAAUGUUCAGGAACGAUUUUGUACCCUUUAAUUGACGCUAAAUCAUCCAAUGCAGUUCCCAGUAACUCCGACACCAGCUUAAUUGAGCUAGGGAACUUUGAAAAUCCUGAUGGCUGUGCAACUUUGAUUGAUGAAACUUGCAGAAUUAAUCGUGACUUUUCUCAUAGUCUGGACUUAUUGGUUCCAGGCAGGAAAUCAAACGUCUUGUCCAUAAGAUUAAAUCCUUCAAAAGCUGCGGAUAGAAACUUCAUUAUUCAGGAAUUAGAUUUCAACUUACCUCCUAGAGAUGAAUUUUUGGAAUACCUUAAUACAAUCAUCACUGACAAUUUUUAUCCGCAUGUGAAGCAGUAUCUAAAGAACGUGGAAAAAAUGCUUAAGUUCAGAGAAUGUGUUUUAUUGAAUGAACUUGACAUAAUAUUCCACAACAUUACACAGUUUCCACUCACAACUUACCGGAGGUUCGAGUUACAUUACUUAUAUACCACUUCAUUAACUUUAUUUCUUAGAAUAAUGACCUUUAAAACUUUCCUUGUUAGUGGUUUCUCAAAUUUUGCCUACAUUGUAUACAAGAAACUUGAAGAAUUGUGGAUCAAUAUUGUCGAAAGCGAUUUAAAGAGCGUGGUUCCAUCAAUAUCGAAAUUUUUAAGUGUUUAUGAUUCGUAUGAGGUUGAUUUGUAUUCUGAGCUAAGAUUAAUUAUGGACCCUGCUGUAUAUAACGAAAUUUUAACUAACUCGACUUCAUAUUCUAAACAACUUGAGGACACAAAAGGUGAAUUACCAAGGAUUGAAAGGGACAAAUUGAUUACCGAGUCUAACGAGUUUUUAAAGAGAAUCAACCUUUUGCUCAUCAAGCAAUGUGAACCUCCAUCAACUUAUGGUCCUCAAUGCACUGUUCGUUUCUUCAAGGCUUUAGAGGAUAAAUACAACAAGUUUUAA
Theileria annulata is the source of this 1206-nucleotide messenger RNA. RefSeq lists its product as uncharacterized. The transcript is spliced from 3 exons. The record is from RefSeq and is a predicted model, not a curated record. NCBI's taxonomy places the organism in Eukaryota, Apicomplexa, Aconoidasida, Piroplasmida, Theileriidae. The coding region runs from base 1 to 1206 and encodes 401 amino acids.